This is a messenger RNA of Alternaria arborescens, 381 nucleotides long. RefSeq lists its product as hypothetical. The record is from RefSeq and is a predicted model, not a curated record. The transcript has a single exon. The coding region runs from base 1 to 381 and encodes 126 amino acids. NCBI's taxonomy places the organism in Eukaryota, Fungi, Ascomycota, Dothideomycetes, Pleosporales, Pleosporaceae.
AUGGACCCAGCCAGCCGAGCGCUGGUGCAGACCUUGCCUCUAGGCGUGCGUGAUACGUAUGCUGCUCGAUCAGAACAUAGCAAUGUUCCAAUUUCUACCCUUGUUCAUCGCCGCAACGGCCGACGCUCGCGCGAAGAGCAGGCGCAGCGCCAGCAGUACCUCAGUCGAGAGGAGGAGAAAGCUCUAGUCCAGUUCUUGCUACUAAUGUCUAACCUUGGCCACCCAGUGCGCAUCAAGUUCAUAAGCCUUCUAGCUUAUAGUAUAGCUCGUCAGCGGUCCACGAAGACGCAACCGAUCAAGCCCCCGGGCAAGAAUUGGCCGAAAGCCUUCGCAGAGCGUCACCCAGAGCUACAAGCGAGAAAAGUCAAGUCGAUAGAUUAG